UGGGUUCGAUAAAUUGAUGGAGAAGAUUGGGAAUGUUGAUAUUCGGGUAAAACGAUACCUAGAAGAUGCUGGAAGAGAUAAAUGAUCUAGGCUUUAUUCACCUGUUAAUAGAGGAUGGACAAUGACUUCGAAUAUAGCCGAAUGUAUUAAUGGAAAACUGGUUGCUGCAAGAGAGUUACAUAUUUUUGAUUUCCUUGAAGAAGUGAGGAAGAUGUUUGGUAGAUGGAAUUGGACAAAUAGAAAAAAUGGUACCUACACAUUCACAACACUGAUGAGGCGGUAUCAAGAGAUGUUGUCGAUCAACGAGUACAAAUCAAUACGAAUGAGGGUUGAAGCGUCAACUGAAUAUGUUUACACAGUGAAUGAUGGACCGAGGCGUUUCAUAAUAGAUUUGAAGAAGAAAACUUGCAGCUGCAGGAUGUUCCAACUGGACGAGAUACCGUGUUCUCAUGCAUGGGCAGUAUUGAAGAAUAAAAAUUUGACUGCUGAUGUAUAUUGUUCGGAUUUAUUCAAGCCGGAAACAGUUGUGAACACAUAUGAUGUGCCAGUUGAUCCUCUUCCCGAUGAGACCGAGUGGAAUGUUCCUAAAAGUAUAUUAGAUGAAGUUGUUAUGCCACCGAUCUAUAAGAGACCCCCUGGGAGGCCAAAAAAGAAGAGGGACAAGCCAUUACAGGAGUUGAUGAUUGGUAAACGCAGAAAUUCCUGCGGUAAAUGUGGACGUCUUGGUCAUAAUAGGCGUUCGUGUGAUAAUCCGCCGCUCAAUAAGAAGAAUAAAUAAGUCCAUUUUGAUUUUAUUUGUUAAGACAAUUCUACUUUAAAUUUCAGUUAAAAAUAAAAAAUGAAUUCAUCUUGAAUUCAUAUUAUUCUAGUAUGAUUGUAUUUCACAUGGUUGAACAUCCGAUGUUUUUCAAUGUAAUGCUAUAUUGGUGGUUAAAUGGUAUUU
This is a messenger RNA of Lycium barbarum (goji berry), 943 nucleotides long. RefSeq lists its product as uncharacterized. NCBI's taxonomy places the organism in Eukaryota, Viridiplantae, Streptophyta, Magnoliopsida, Solanales, Solanaceae. The coding region runs from base 122 to 778 and encodes 218 amino acids. The record is from RefSeq and is a predicted model, not a curated record. The transcript has 2 exons. Gene Ontology annotation, molecular function: nucleic acid binding; zinc ion binding.